GUAGCUGGGAAAGUGAUAAACCAUUAGCUUUUUCAUAUGCGUAUGCACCAUCUGUAAUGUAGUUAGUUUUUAGUUUUUAGACGUGUAAGCAGUGUUUCCAUAUAGAAGAUCCAUGGCAAUGCUUUGAUAUGUCAUGUCAAGGAUAACCGGUCCUAUAUGCAGUAAAUGUGACAUAUUUCAUUGCUAUAAUCUUGUUAAAUUAUUCUCCUGUUCCAUUUUCAGACAUGACAAAAAUAACCUUCUCAACCAGUACUUCUUCCCGCACAUUGCUACCCCACAUGACCUAGUUUUAAUAUUCUCAGUGCCAGAACAGCACAAAUAGAUUUUUUCCCCUCUCCUCAUUUCCCCCCCAUCCACAUUGGAUAUAGCUUUAAUAGGAUUAUUGGUUCUGUUAUCUAUUUUAUGAUCUCUCAGGAGGUUGUCCUAGUUGUGGUGAGUUGUAAAUAAAAUGUAUGUAGCACUGCUAAAGAACCCAAAAGUUUGAAGGACCUUCUUCCCUGCUGGGUGGAGGUGUCCACUUAAUUAAUCGGCUUUGUCAGGCCUGUUAAAGCUCACCAUGCCGCGGCUCUCAAUCCCAUUAAAGUGACCUUGGAGGAGGUGAGAGCAGCUUAGCGCAUGGCUUCCCCCCAUGGGGAACACGAGCGCCCCACACUCUCUGGGGAGACUCAGCCUCAACCGCUCCUCUAACCAGACAAUCCAUUUCCCCACUCAGGAUGGGAACUCAUUGAGCUUCUGGUUCAUUUCAGGAAAGCAUCGGACAUGACAAGCUUGGGUCUCCCCUCUCCCUGGGUAGUGGAAUGUGACAGUUGCCUCAGGAGACAAUGGCACAGCGGAUUGUUUGCACCAUGAUGGUGAGGAUUCUUCUCCUCGGUUCCGUCAUGGCCCUGGAUGUCCUUGGGAAACCAAAGUUUCCUGAUGAAGAGAAGAAUCCGUCGUUCUGGAACAUGUGGGCACAGCGCUCACUGAAGCAGGCCCUGCAGCUACAGGAGCUCAACAAGAAUGUGGCCAAGAACAUCAUCCUCUUCCUCGGGGAUGGAAUGGGAAUUCCUACUGUGACGGCAGCACGGAUCCUCAAAGGCCAGCUGAGCGGCCAGAGCGGGGAGGAGUUCCAGAUGGAAAUGGACAAAUUCCCCUAUGUGGCGCUGUCCAAGACGUACAACACUGAUGCCCAGGUGCCGGACAGUGCAGGCACAGCCACAGCCUACCUCUGCGGGGUCAAGGCCAACGAGGGGACGCUGGGGUUGAGCGCAGCUGCCGUGAGGUCACAGUGCAACACCACCCAAGGCAACGAGGUCACCUCCAUCCUCAAAUGGGCCAAGGAUGCAGGAAAGUCAGUGGGAAUCGUCACGACGACGCGCAUCAAUCAUGCCACACCCAGUGCUGCCUAUGCCCACUGUGCCGACCGCGACUGGUUCUCUGACAACGAAAUGCCCCCGGAGGCAGUGGAUGCUGGCUGCAAAGACAUCGCCAGACAGCUCUUUGAGAAUAUCCCGGAAAUCGAUGUGAUUAUGGGUGGAGGCAGGAAAUACAUGUUCCCCAUGGACACGCCGGAUGUGGAGUACCCCACGGAGAAACAGCACUUUGGCACACGGAAAGAUGGCAGGAACCUGGUCAGGGAGUGGAAGGAACGGAUGAAAGAGAAAAGGGCCCAUUAUGUCUGGAACAAGAAAGAACUUCUUUCUCUCAACCCCAGCAAGGCAGACUACAUUCUUGGUCUGUUUGAGCCAUCUGACCUUCCAUACAACCUGGAGAGAAACAAAGAGACAGACCCAUCACUCACAGAGAUGGUGGACGUGGCCCUGAAAAUCCUCAAGAAGAACCCCAACGGAUUCUUCCUGCUGGUGGAGGGGGGGAGGAUUGACCAUGGUCACCAUGAUGGCAAAGCCAAGCAGGCGUUGCAUGAGACAGUGGAAAUGGACCGUGCCAUUGGCCGGGCAGGCCUGCUCACCAGUACCCACGAGACCCUGACCGUUGUCACGGCGGACCACUCACACGUCUUCAACUUCGGAGGCUACACGCGACGAGGGAACAACAUCUUUGGAUUGGCUCCAAUGAUGAGUGAUAUUGACCAGAAACCCUUCACAUCCAUCCUUUACGGGAAUGGCCCAGGCUUCAAGCUGAUCGACGGCCUGAGAGAGAACGUCUCCACAGUGGACUACCAGCAAAACAACUACCAGGCCCAGUCGGCCGUGCCCCUGCGCUUCGAGACCCACGGCGGGGAGGACGUGGCAGUCUUCUCCAAGGGCCCGAUGGCCCACCUGCUCCACGGAGUGCAGGAGCAGAACUACAUCCCCCACGUCAUGGCCUACGCUGCCUGCGUGGGGCAGAACCACGAGCACUGCGGCUCGUCCUCGAGCUCCGCCGUCAGCCCCAGGCCCAGCCCGGCCACCACGGCCAUAUCCACGCUGGCUGCAGCGCUCACGCUAGCCUGGCUGCACUGCUGACAGCCCUGUCUGUCAAAAGCUCCCUCCCUUCCCUCCCUCCCUCCCUAUCUCCACAGCAGAGAAAUAGGGAGGGAGGCAUUAGUGUGCACUGUGCAUCCACUGUGCACUUUCACACACAAAGACACACACACACACACACACACACACACACACACACACGCACACAUGGAUAUACAGAGACUUACAUAUGCACUGACGCGAAGACACACAUUCACAUUCACACACGCUGAUAUGAACACAUAGACAUGUGCAAACAUAUAGACAUGUGCACACACACACACA
Molecule: messenger RNA, 2726 nt
Organism: Clupea harengus (Atlantic herring)
Lineage: Eukaryota; Metazoa; Chordata; Actinopteri; Clupeiformes; Clupeidae
Gene: alpl
Product: alkaline phosphatase, biomineralization associated
Biological process (GO): dephosphorylation
Cellular component (GO): plasma membrane
Molecular function (GO): alkaline phosphatase activity
Source: RefSeq, a predicted model, not a curated record